Messenger RNA from Oreochromis niloticus (Nile tilapia), 1700 nucleotides. Its product is annotated as RING finger protein 145-like. Lineage: Eukaryota; Metazoa; Chordata; Actinopteri; Cichliformes; Cichlidae. Gene Ontology annotation, molecular function: ubiquitin protein ligase activity. The record is from RefSeq and is a predicted model, not a curated record. Gene Ontology annotation, cellular component: endomembrane system. The transcript is spliced from 5 exons. Gene Ontology annotation, biological process: proteasome-mediated ubiquitin-dependent protein catabolic process; ERAD pathway. The coding region runs from base 298 to 684 and encodes 128 amino acids.
CAACGAAGGAAGAAAACAGGCCCAAACCAAAGAGGUGUGCAGGGAAAAAAUCAGGGGGAUGACUGAAGCUAUCACCUUGCUAAUCCUUGCUGUCCAAACUGGCCUCAUUGAGCUGCAGGUCAUCCACAGAGCCUUCCUCCUCUCUAUCGUCCUCUUUAUUGUUGCUGCUUCCAUCCUGCAGUCCAUGCUGGAGAUAGCUGAUCCUAUAGUCCUAGCCCUGGGAGCAUCUAGAGGAGUUUGUGGAAGCACUUCCGUGCAGUUUCUCUCUGUCUCUUCCUGCUGAUCUUUCCAGCGUACAUGGCUUAUAUGAUCUGCCAGUUCUUCCACAUGGACUUCUGGCUUCUCAUCAUCAUCUCCUCCUCAAUCCUCACCUCUCUCCAGGUUGCGGUGUGCGUGGUGUGCUAUGGUGUAUCAGAGACUGUAUUUGGCGAGUGGAGUGUGAUGGGAAGCACCAUCAUCUUGGUCCACUCGUACUAUAACGUCUGGCUCAGAGCCCAGCUGGGCUGGCAGAGCUUCCUGCUCAGGAGAGAUGCUGUACACAAGAUAAAAAGCCUCCCUACAGCUAGCAAUACACAGCUGGAGCAGUAUAAUGACAUCUGUGCUAUCUGCUUCCAGUCAUUUCUUCCACGCUGGCUGUCUGAUGCCCUCUCUGUCGUUCACAACCAAGAGCCAAUCACCAACUAACCGUGGAGCUACCCGAGGUACACCUGCAGCCAAUCAGAACCCUGCAGGACAGGAAGAAGGCACUCUACUGGAUGACAGGAAAGAGGGAGCGUCAGUAAAGCAGGAGGGAGAUAAUGAAACUGCCACAUCAGCAGGGGAAACCUCCUCUUCCACCUCCCCCACUGGCAUGUCUGCUACCCUGCCCAUCGUCAAACCUCCAUUAUCAUCUUCCUCUUGUUCUUCUUCUCCUCUUGCAACUGAUUCUGUGCUGCACCAGUCCCCUGCAGAUCACCCUUCUGCAUCUUCUUUCUCUACCUCUUACACAUCAGACACACCCGACGCUCCUGCAUCUCUCUGCCAUUCUGUCUCCACCUUUCACCAACCAACUUCACAGGUACUGACCUAAGCAGAGGCGAACCCUGCUAAACCCGAAUCCCCCCCUCAGCUAAAAUCAGACUCCCUUGUGGACAGCCAGGCAAACUCUACUGGUCCAUCAUCACAAUCUAACCCACCAACUCCCCAUUCAGUGGAACCUCCUCCACGUCCUCCACCUCCUCCUCCAUUCAACCCCUGAGCUCCAUUUUAACACACACACAACAUACAUACAUGCAUAUAUAAUUACACAAUCUAAAUAAUCCCCUAUUCUACUUAUCCAGCUGUUUGCUGUUGGCUCUCCCAUCAUGUCCAACUUCAUAUCCAUGUUAUGUUUCAAAUGAUCUAAAACAAUCUCUAAGCAGAAAUUCAUCACUCGGCAUUAAAAAAUGUAAAAAAAGAGGACAAUGAUCGCAGCUUUACAAAAUGUUAGUACUCGUUAGGCAGUUGUCUUGGAGCAGUGAAACGUAUCCCAUGAUAGGUGUAACCCAUGCCAGCAGUGAUUUCAUCACAGGUGCAGUUGUUUUCCACAUGUUCUUUCACAGGGAUUCAAAUUUAAUACAAAAACAGGAUGCACUAAUCUCAUCUCAGAAUGAAUUGGGAAUUUUACACCAUGUCCAGAAAAUGUGAAAAUCGGAUUUCCAUCACGGCUUUUUCUUUCUUUU